Molecule: messenger RNA, 2013 nt
Organism: Manihot esculenta (cassava)
Lineage: Eukaryota; Viridiplantae; Streptophyta; Magnoliopsida; Malpighiales; Euphorbiaceae
Exons: 2
Coding region: 108-1271 (387 amino acids)
Biological process (GO): regulation of DNA-templated transcription; chloroplast organization
Cellular component (GO): chloroplast
Molecular function (GO): double-stranded DNA binding
Source: RefSeq, a predicted model, not a curated record
AUUUUCCCAUUAGGGUUUUACAGUUCUAGUUGCAAAGUUUGCCAUUAUCAGUUUCUCUUAUCCUGUAAGUUUACAUUGCUAAAACCAAUUCUCUCAAUUUUGAACUAAUGUUUCGUUUAGUAUCCAAAUUGCUCAAUAAUCGUAGCAUGAUAGAUUCCACAGCUUGUUAUGUUCGUUAUAUUGGAACCCUAACUUCUGUAGAUUCGGCUACAAGCUCAAAACCCCUAUCUGUAACACUCUCUUACCUCACAAACACAUGUGGAUUGUCACCACAUAGGGCUGCUACAGUUUCCAAGCGCGUCCUUAUUAGGAGCACAGAUAAAGCAGACUUGGUUCUUCAACUGUUAAGAGCUAAUGGGUUUACUAAAACUCAGAUUACUACCAUAAUUUCAAAUGUCCCACAUCUUAUUCUAGCUGAUCCCAAAAAAACCCUUCAACAUAAGAUUGCAUAUUUUGAGUCACUGGGUAUUGCAGGGCCUGAACUGCGUAAUAUCAUGUGUGUACAUACAGGUAUUCUAAAGGUUAGUUUAAAGAAAAGGAUUUUGCCCACUAUUGAUUACCUUAGAGUGUUGCUUAAGACCGAUGAAGAUGCUAUUUUUGUCUUUAAGAGAUUCCCACCUAUCAUAGCAUGUGGUGCAGAGGUUAUAUCGUCUAAUAUAUGCACUUUGCGAGCUCUUGGUGUGCCAGAACCCAGUAUUAGGAGGUUAAUAGUAACGUGGCCUCGAUCACUAAGUUUUAGGGUUGAUAUUUUUGGGGAUGCAAUUCGAGAAGCUAAGGAAUUGGGAUGUGAACCAACAAGCAAGUCCUUUAUAUAUGCUUUGAAUUCUAUAGUUUCUAUGAGCAAAUCCAAGUGGGAAAGUAAAAGGAAGGUCUUGAUGAGCUUUGGCUGGUCAGAAAGAGAUUUUUUAAUGGCAUUUAGGGCAAGCCCGUUUUUCAUGACUGCAUCUGAGAAGAAGAUGAAACAAUCAAUGGAGUUCUAUCUGACCAAAGCUUGUUUGCAGCUUACUGAUCUUGUUAGACGCCCGCUUCUAUUUAAGAUCAGUUUGGAGAGAACUGUCAUACCAAGAUGUUCUGUCUUGGAAGUGCUAAUGUCGAAGGGAUUGAUUAAUAAGAAUGUAGAUGUUGUUUUGGCAUUAAGCAUGACUAGAAAAAGGUUUGAGGACAAGUUCUUGGCAUGUUUUAAGGAGGAUUGUCCUGAAUUAAUCCAGGCAUACUACGCGAAGACAUUUCAAGGAUUUGGUAAAAAAUGCCUAAGCAUAAAAAGUUUGUAAGCAUUAGGUUUGGAAAAUGUUAGCUCAUCAGAUGAAGUAAGCUUUUAGUUGGUAACAAAUUGUGAUAGUUCAUUCGACGAAGGAAGCUUUUAGCAUAAAAUGCCUAAGCAUCAGGCUUGGAAAAUAUUAGUUAAGCAAUGGUCGGAGCAGUAAGUGCAUCUCAGUUCCCAUGUCAUGUACUUAGUAAGAUCAGCUUGAUCUAUCAUCUUAAGCUUGUUUUCUUCUAACCCUUAAAGAAAAGAGAUUUAUUGCUGAUAAUAUUGAGGCAAAACUUAUGCUGGCAUGUAUUUUCUGAUGGUCAGGUCAAGGUGAUUUUAUAUUUGUCAAUUUGAAACAGAACUUCUGAUUCAUUGCAAAUUGACUUGGAGAGCAUCACCUUCAUUUUAUGCUAAAUUUUCUAGUGAGCUAAUGAUGUUUUGAUAUUCUAAUUCAUCAUCUUGGGCCAUGUCGUAUGUGAAGUCCACUGCAGGUAGAACAAAGCUCUGCAUGUUGUCUAUCCUUUACCAUUCAUUUAAUUUGAGACAAUUCUAUUUCCCAAUCUUCUAUUUCCCUCUGGAAAUCUUCAGAGCACAUUGCUAAUCCAUCAAGCUGGGAUACCAAGUUAUAUAUAUACACUGCUUCAUUUUGUAAAUUUGCAAAAAAUAUCGAGGAUUUAUUUGACAUUAUUGUUGGAAUCAUGGUUAUUAAUAUCCUUGGAACACCCUUUUUUUGGCCCACUAAAUUGAUGAGUUAGGGCAUUGCC